Messenger RNA from Mesorhabditis belari, 2388 nucleotides. The record is from the annotation of a GenBank genome assembly. Lineage: Eukaryota; Metazoa; Nematoda; Chromadorea; Rhabditida; Rhabditidae.
AUGGGUAUAUUUAUCCUUUUUGCUAUAUCUGUGGCGUUAUUCAAUCCAAUUGAAUCAACUUUAUCGUGCCUUCCAUCGGACAGCGGCACUCCCAUACCAAUUGGAGUCUUUCAUGCAACAAAAGGAUCAUUCCAUACGCCAGAUAUUGAGCCCGCAGUAAAUGUAGCAUUGAAUCACAUCCACAAUAACAGUUGCAUUCUUGAUGGAUACAAGCUGAAUCUCACCUAUGAAGAUACAGAAUGUAAAACAUCAAUGGGAAUGAAAGCUCUUUUCGAAAUGGUCGCUUCUCGAUCAAGACCGGUCGCCAUUUUUGGAGGACUUUGCACAGAGGUAAACGAGCCAAUCGCUGCAGCACUCAAAUAUUGGCAUAUCGCUCAACUCAGCUACGCUGAAACUCAUCCCAAAUUCGCCACAGCCGAUUCGAGUGAGUUAUACCCGACAUUUUUCCGCAUCGUUCCCGGGAAUCGAAACGUGAAUUUGGCGAAAUCUCGUUUGGUCACUCAAUUCGGUUGGAAACGAGUUGGCACAGUUAAACAAGCUGAUGAGCCGAGACAUGCAUUGCCUCAUGAAGCUCUCACCACUCGUCUCGAGGAAAGCGCUGUUGAUGUGAUCUACACUGCUGGAGUGACAUUUCAAGAGAUUGAAAAUAUUGGAAAUGAAUUGGCAUUGUUGAAGGCUCGAGAUGUUCGAAUCAUUGUAGCUGAUGUGUCUGAAGAUAUUAUUGGACGAGUGAUUUGUGAGGCAUCAAAACAAGGAAUGACUGGACGAGAUUUUGUAUGGGUUUUGCCCGGAUUCCACUCGAAUAAAUGGAUUCAUUCAAGCAUUGACACUGGCUGCGAUGAGGAGAGAUUUGCAGCGGCUGUUGAAGGGCAUUUCGCUGUACAAUUCGCGACAAAAAGACCAGAUUUGAGUAGUUAUGUUGUGGGCGGAAAAAAAGCCGAAGAGAUCGUUCGCCUUUUAUCGGAAUCUUGUGGUGGAGAUCGUUGCACAAAGAAUAUUUUUGAGGGAUAUCUUUACGAUGGAUUGUGGACAUUAGCGAUUGCUUUAUCACAGGCUUUGGAUAACGGUCGUUCUUUUUCACAUACACGACUUCUUGAAGCAAUCGGGAAUAGUUCUUUUGAGGGAGUUACUGGUCGAGUCCGUUUCGAGCACAAUGAGAGAAUGGGCAUUGUUGAAGUGUUAUGGUAUCAGAAUGGAACGUAUCAUAAUGCUGCAUAUUUCGAUGGAGCACGAGAUGAAUUUCGAUUGGAGAAGGCGAUUCAAAAUUGGCAACCGCCAGCUGAUGCUCCCGAAAGGCGAAUUGUGCGCGAAGAAGUGUCUGGAUGGUUAUUCAUUUGUGUUUCUUUGUGCGCAUCACUUGGAUGUCUUUUGGCUCUUCUCUUUUUAGCGCUCAAUCUUAAAUAUAGAAAUCAUCGUUUCAUCAAAAUGUCCUCUCCGAACAUGAACAAUAUUAUCGUUAUCGGUUCGAUGUGUACAUUCAUUUCGGUAAUUCUAUUAGGAAUCGAUACACGACUCGUUUCGAGAGCUCUUUUUGUCAAAAUGUGUUAUGCAAAAACCUGGACUCUAAGUUUGGGAUUCACACUAGCAUUUGGGGCAAUGUUCUCAAAAACGUGGAGAGUUCACUCAAUCUUUACAAAUAUUCGAAUGGAUAAAAAGGCGAUAAAAGAUUCCCGUCUUCUUAUGAUGGUUGGUUUUCUCGUCUUCAUCGAUAUUCUCGUUCUCUCAACGUGGGCUUUCUUUUCUCCAUUCUCGCUUCAAGCAAAACAAUUGGAGAAAUAUCAAAAAGAUAACGUGGAAAUUGUGCCUGAAUUGGAGAGAUGUCAUUCGGAAAAUGCACUCGUCUUUCAAGCAAUCCUUUUUGCGGUAAAGGGGAUUUUAAUGAUGUUGGGUUGUUUCUUAGCCUGGGAGACUCGUCAUGUCAAUGUGCCAGCGUUGAAUGACAGCAAAUACAUCGGAAUGUCGGUGUAUUUGUGUGUUGUGAUGAGCACUCUUGGACUCUCAAUUGCUUUCAUUUUACAGGAACGAAUAAACGAGGCUUUCGCGAUGACAUCACUUUUUAUCAUUGUCUCCACCGCUCUCACUUUAUGCCUUGUAUUUGUGCCAAAGAUGGUCGAGCUGGUAAGAAAUCCGGCGGGAAUCGAACAAAAGGGAUAUCGACGAGGAUUGAUGAAAAGUGUGGUGACAAAAGGACCACAACAACAACACACGAAUAAUCCAUCGUAUACAGGAAAAGAGACUGAGAAAGAUCUUCUUGCACGGGCUGAGGCUGAGAACCAGUUAAAACAACGAUAUCUCCAUCAGAAAACGUGUCAAUUGUGGGAAUUAUUGGAGAGAUUGAGAGAACUCGGUGACACACAAUUCCUACAACAAGGUUGGUUCUUUGUGGUU